Molecule: messenger RNA, 318 nt
Organism: Staurois parvus
Lineage: Eukaryota; Metazoa; Chordata; Amphibia; Anura; Ranidae
Source: the annotation of a GenBank genome assembly
AUGUAUGUGAAAUGGUUUGGUACAGUAAUGUUUUACUAUGUGAUUUUAGUGAUUUUUGUGAAUGUCACUUUUUGUCAUUUUCAAAUUUCCCACUGUUCCGUCCCCUGUACGUCCUGACGCUCGCAGGGGACGGAACCCAGAUGACAGAUCCCGGCAUCCGCCGGAUUACAUUGCCGGGGACACUGCAGGAGGGACAUCGCGGGAGCGCAGGACAAGGUAAGUGACCGAGGGAUCGCGGAGCAGCGCCGCAUGGUAAGCCUGAGUGUAGCUUGGGGUUACCACUUGUGCUACACUCGGGAAUACCGCCAGGGAGGCUAC